Cucurbita moschata (crookneck pumpkin) is the source of this 1816-nucleotide messenger RNA. RefSeq names its product DNA-directed RNA polymerase III subunit RPC3. The coding region runs from base 1 to 1569 and encodes 522 amino acids. The transcript is spliced from 14 exons. The record is from RefSeq and is a predicted model, not a curated record. Lineage: Eukaryota; Viridiplantae; Streptophyta; Magnoliopsida; Cucurbitales; Cucurbitaceae. Gene Ontology annotation, cellular component: RNA polymerase III complex. Gene Ontology annotation, molecular function: single-stranded DNA binding. Gene Ontology annotation, biological process: DNA-templated transcription.
AUGGCGUCGACUCAGUAUGGCAUCAAAUAUGCCGUCCACAUUAUCACUGCGCACUUCGGCAAUCUCGUCGCGAAAGUGUGCGAAACCCUGCUUCGAAGGGGGCCUCUGACCUUGAGACUUCUUGUACGAUUCACGGAACUUAGCUCAUCACAGAUUAAUAACUCCCUUCUUAUUCUCAUCCAACAUAAUUGCGUCCAAGCCUUCACUGCAGUGACAGAAGGUGAGUUCGGAGACGCACCCAAGGCAGACACACAAUACUUGGCGUUGUUUAGUAACAUACUUCAUCGUAUGAGAUUUUCCAAAUUCCUGGCAAUUGCUUCAGAAAAGCUUGAGAAAGAUAAAGAUUGUGAAGAACUUCUUGAGGGUCUGUUGCAGAAUGGUAGGCUUUCAAUGGAACAAAUAAUUGAAAGAGCAAAGUCCAGUAAACAUGCAGGAAACCGUCCAAUUCCAGAUGUUGUAAAUGAAAGUUUAUUAAAACUUUUGAAUGCCCAUUUUGUUGAACGCUGUCCAGCCCCUGAACCAACUCUUUCACCCCAAGUUGAAGAGCAGCCUCCUCCUAGAAAAAGAGGUGCUAAGGCUGCCAAGGUAUCUGAGGUGCCACCGACCUUAGAACAACGUCUUGUAGAAUCAGCACGUCCGAUGGAAGUUAUAAGAUUUUCAAUAGGUGAAACCAACACUGAAGCUGAAGAGAGUGAACAUUAUUCAUCAAUUUCUGGUCAGAAGCGCAAGCGUGGUGAUCUGGAUAUGAUACAAGAGUCUGGAGAUGCAGAUGGUAUUAUUCUUUGGCGUGCAAACUUUGAUGAGUUUGUAAGAUGUCUUAGACAUAAGGCUUGCAUUGAACAUGUCAGAUCACAGUUUGAUGACGGAGCGGUAAAUGUCUUGAGUGCCAUUUUGGAGGCUACUCGAAGUUCUGAAAAAAUCGUGAAAACAGAGAUAACAGUUCCUUUGUCACUGGAUAACAUAUACGAGGAGGUAAUGAAGAAUGAAGUAGGACGCAGUAUGACUUUAGAUCGGGUUGAAGCUUCCCUCUCUGCAUUGGGUUGUUCAGGGAUGGAAGAUUAUAAAAUUAAUUUACAGAAGAUCAUCGAACAAGCUCAAAUUGAUGAGGUUGAAUCAAUUGUUCUAAAAAGAUAUGGAAGAGAUGCGUACAGAAUGUUCAGAUUCCUAUCAAAAACUGGUGGCUUGGUUGAGACAGAAAAGAUUUCCGAUAGUGCAUUUGUUGACAAGAAUGAGGCGCCUAAAAUUUUAUAUAGGUUGUGGAAGGAUGAGUACCUAUACAUGGAGAAAGUAGCUAUAACAGUACCUAGACAUUCCCUGUGCUUGUUGUGGAGAGUAGACAGAUAUAAUUUGUGGGAACAUGUUCUGGAUGAGAUGUAUCAUGCUUCAUUGAACUUGCAGCUACGACAGGCUUAUGAGAUGGAACAAGACAAAGAGCUUCUGAAUCUUCCACCAGACAAGCGUGGUGGUCCGCUCGAGAAAAGAUAUAAUCGUUUGAGGAAUGUCAGGAUACUCCUGGAGUCGUCGCUGCUGAAGCUCGACGAUGCUUUAAUGCUUUUCCAUGACUUCUAAUACGAAGGAUUUAUAGAUCAGUAGCUCCUUGAAGAGUGAAUGUGGAGGAAGCCUUGCCCAUCUUUUAGACUUGCAAAAUAAAAUUAUGAUUAGCAGUGUUUUCUUCUUCCCAUUAGGAUACAGGAACUUCAUCUUCCUUAUAAAUAUUGUUUGAUUAAGGUUAAUUAUGGAAUAUGGCAAAUGGCCUUCCUGAGUAUACUUUUUAUUAUUAUUAUUCUUAAUAGGAAGUUUUUAAUGUAUCACAUCA